GGCAGACUGUCACAUUACCGCCAACUGACGUCACACGCUGUUACAUGUGGAUAAGCUAUCUACAGCACAACAUUUGAAUUUCAUAAACGGUGUCGUUUUGGUUGUAGUUAAUUUAGCAUAUUCAAAAGCUUACGGAAGCUGAGCGUCCGCAGUACAUCCAUAUGGGCCGACAAAAGACUGCAGUUAUUAGAAAAACCGCUGCAACUAUCUAAACGUGCUAACCGAAGCGCUACUUAGCAAAGGAAGGGAAAGUGCAGGCUACAUGACAUGGAGAACUACAGAAAAGCACGCACAGUCGAGCAGCCCUGCCCGUGUCCUUUCCCUGACCUGCCCAGCGACACUCCUGAAGUUCGAGUGAAGGAUGGCAGCAAAAUCCGCAACCUGAUGAGGUUUGCUUUAAGCCGUAUGGAGGAGAAAACAGCCUCCGUAGAUCAUCCAGGGCCUCUUGAAGGCUCAGAGGUGAGCGUCGGGUCGGGGGAGAAUCUAUGCCGCCAAAUCGUGUUCACGGGUGUGGGUCAGAGCGUGGCUAAAGCUAUCACGUGUGUGGAGAUCAUGAAACGCCGUGUUCAUGGCCUACACCAGCACACCAAACUGGUCUAUCGCACGGUUCAGGAGGUCUGGGAGCCCCUGGAGCCCGAGGCCGGCUUGGACAGUCUCACAGUCAGCAGAAAUGUGCCCAGUAUAUGGGUUCUGCUCUCCAGAGACUCACUUGAUAAGAACCAGCCAGGUUACCAAGCUCCAGGUUCUUUUGAUGCCUUGUGGGCUCAGGCUCUCAGAGAGGAAGCAGCAGCUCCGAAACAUGGACAGAGAAGGAAGAGGGGAGGAACAGUGGCUGGAAGGACAGAAGGGUCUGGGAGAGGAAAGGGUCCACGCAAGCACCCGGGUCGACCUGGAGAACCACGUAAACCUUUAGGUCAUGCUGGGGGUGGGCAGGAUUGAAUCUGUGUUUUGCGGCUUCCUACCAUACCUUGGUUCAUAUUGAGGUUUUUCCAUUUUGAAGUUGCAUAUCUUGAGAAUAUCUGUCAUCAAAUUGAGAGUUUAAAAGAGCAAUACAUAAUAAGACCCUUGAUAGUUCACCUAAAAAUAAAAUUCUGUUGUUAUUGAUUCAUCCAAAGCUGUUUCUUUAAAUAAAUUAAACUGACUUCAGAAAACCCUUUAAAUUUUCUACUUUAUUUUUGAUCAUGUUUUUUUGUUAAAAUAUCUUAAUGCAAAACAAUUAUUCUAUUGUUGUUGAUAGGUGUUUUGAUAAAAAUAAAAAAUAAAAAAAAUAAAACAUUUAUUUAUAUAUAUUUUUUCCAUUUGGAUGAGUUUUUGCUGGUUUAGGAAGCAAUUCAAAACAUGUUGAAAUAAACAAACGCAUUUAGCUUCAUCUGUGUUUUAUAUUCUUGUAGAUUUGAUUUACAGACUAGUGCAAGUCGAAGUUUUUCACAUCAAAAGAACGAAAAUAGGCCUAUGUCAUGUUUCGUUACUUAACUCUAGAUUAUUUGAUGCAAAGGAAAGGAAAUUGUGUAUUUUGAAUACCAAAUACGUCUGUGCAGAAAAUACACAAAUUUUGUCUUGAAGGGCUGUGACAGAAUGCAAGUGUUUUUAAGUGACAGCUCAGAAAGCAUUCAGAUGUUGUAUUUGGUGUUUUUUUUUUUUUACAUAUAUUUCAGAUGAAAAACAUGUAAUUUGAUGAGAUUUUAGGCAUAUCAACAGCAGUGGAGAAAAUUAAGACAAAACUCUAAAUUAAUUUCAUGUUUUCCCAGCACAGAAUGUUGGAGUAAAGUACAAAGACCGUGAACGCUUUAGAGAAAUAAGGAACUUUAGGUUAAAUAUUCACUAAGAAAUUUGUGAUUGGUAAAAUUCUGAAAAAAAAAAAAAAAGUUCAAAAAAUUUAAUUUUUUGUUAAGUUUGUGAUGUGUAGAUACAAACACUUAUCAGUUAGGUGGUAACACGGUUUUCCUUUAGCUGUUUUGGAAUGGAAUUAUUUUGAGGGAAUGAAGUGCCAAUGUACUGUAGUUGUUGGUAAAUUUCCUCACCUGCAAUGUGAAACUUGUUGAUUUUAGGGCACAAAUCUUUCUGGAGUCUUAUGCAAAACCACACGGGGAGAUGAGAGAAGCGAUUUUGAAUAUCAAAUGUUCUUUUACCAAACGAACAGAGAAUACAUAGCUUUUUCUGUUCAGAUAGAGGAAGAGUGCUGGCCAGGAUAAGGUAGGAUGAAGCAAACUACCGCAUUCAUUUAUUUUGUAAACUGAGUAAAUAUUUCUGAAUGUUUUCCUUAGAAGUGGUGAUUGGGAUGCAGGAAUAGCACUAUAAUAUAUAUAUAUUUUUAAGUAUUAUAUAUUUUUUUCAAAUACAAGCCUAAGCACAAAACAAUUGCUUGUCAUCAAAUACUGUUGUAAGGUCUGUACAGAUAGCAAGAAUUUAAGCGAAUGAAAAAUAACUUGAUUUACUUAAACUGAUGCAUUUUUCAUCUGAAUGAAUAAAAAAGUAACACGGCCUCCUAGAUAUGAAUAAUCUUGUUUCUAUUAAAGCAAUACUCCACCCCAAAAUAAAAACUUUGUGAUUAAUCACUUACCUUCAUGUCGUUCCAAACCCGUAAAAGCUUUGUUCAUCUUUGGAACACAAUUUAAGAUAUUUAAGAUGGACUAUUUUGACAGUGUAACUUACUCGGCAGUCUAUGGAAUCCUUCUGAUUCCGAACACAUCUAAUGACAUUUGUCUCAUUAUCUAUGUAAUGAAUAUAUUUGAAAUAAAUGCAUACUUUUGUUCAGCAAGUAUGCAUUAAAUGGAUAAAAAAUUACCAAUUAUUAUAAAAUAAAAAUAAAAAGAUUCAAAUAUA
Molecule: messenger RNA, 2823 nt
Organism: Carassius gibelio (silver crucian carp)
Lineage: Eukaryota; Metazoa; Chordata; Actinopteri; Cypriniformes; Cyprinidae
Product: ribonuclease P protein subunit p25-like protein
Exons: 2
Coding region: 268-939 (223 amino acids)
Biological process (GO): tRNA 5'-leader removal
Cellular component (GO): ribonuclease MRP complex
Molecular function (GO): RNA binding
Source: RefSeq, a predicted model, not a curated record